CAAAAAUGGCCUCGUCGGCUGGUCUUUGUUUUGUUUAAUUUUGUCUGCCGUUUUUUACCUGUAAACUCACUGGAAUCUUUGUGCUACUUCGUCCAAUCUUUUUGAUUUAUCAUCCUGUUGGUAUAAUUGUUGAUUGUAGCUUAAAAUACUUUAGUUUGGAGCUGCAACAAUCGUUUGAAUUCGACCGAUACAAGUGCGUGUAUUGUAAUUUGUUUGUUCGUUUCUGUGGCAAAUAUAGUUUGUACUUUAGAUGGAUUCCAGUAUUUUACUGGUUCCGAGUGUGUCUUCACUUCCGGUAGUGAGUAGUGCUGUGAAUGAGGGUAUUUAUGAAGCAAACUCGCAAGCACUAGCGCGCAAGAAAACGAAUCAAUGCCGCAAUGAAAAUGAUGGGAAAAGGGGUGGUAGCAGUAACAACAACGCUGGAAGCAAACAAAAACAUAAAACUGAUGGUGAAUUGAUUUUGGUGAUGGAGCCGCAAAAUCCUUCUCCGACGAAAUAUUUUGAUCAAAACGGAAUCCCUCUGAAAAAGGAAUUUCUGGAUUCCGAACUGCAGGAUAUGGCCGGGAAAGGUACAAAAAAGCGCACUAAAUUGACAAUAACAUGCCAUAAGUGUUGUGAGCGGUUUGAAUCUAAGGUCGAGUAUGAGUUCCACUAUCGGAAGAGUUACAACCAAGAACCGAUUUACGCGUGUGCAACGUGCGAUAAAAAAAUAUCUCAAUACAAAGCUUAUAGAUUGCACAUCUAUCGACACUUGAAUAGUGCCAAUCAGCGUUACACAUGUGGUACAUGCUCAAAAGUAUUCCAUCAGAAGUCAGAUCUUAAUCGACAUGAAAGUGUCCAUGGAAAUCAAUCAUCACAAGAGCCAGAACCAGUAACUGCCACUACCGUACCCGUUAAAGCUAGUUGUGAUCGUUGCGAUGCCGUUUUCGAAAGCCAAGCAGAAGUAAGAAGUCAUGCAAAAAAAUUACACCCAAUUCCAAAACAAAUGAUUGAAUGUCCAGAUUGUGGGAAAUUUUUGUCAGCUGGCAGCCUGUAUUCGCAUCGGAAGAUUCAUUCAGAUGGCCCUAAAUUCACUUGUGAAGAUUGUGAUAAAUCAUUUGUACAGAAGAUCAAUUUUAUUCAUCACCGAAAGAAGCAUCUACCCAACGAUGAACGUCCGUUUCCUUGCGGCGAGUGCGGUAAAGCUUUCUUUGAGCGAUCUCAUCUGCAAAGACAUCAGUUUUUUCACUCCGAAGAGAGACCGUUCAAAUGUGGACUUUGCGGGAAGUGUUAUAAGACGGAACGCUGUUUGAAGGUGCAUUCGGCAGUUCACAAUGCCGAUCGUCCGUUUGUGUGUAACGAAUGUAACAAGGGGUUUCUGAGCAGCUCUAAACUUCGUCAGCAUAGCAAUAUUCAUUCGGGAUUACGUCCCUUUAAGUGUAAAUAUUGCUCUAGAGAUUUUACAAAUUUUCCCAAUUGGUUAAAACACAUACGUCGGCGGCAUAAAGUGGAUCACCGAACCGGUGAGAAGUUGGACAGUGUUCCAAAGUUUAUGACAAAGAAAAAAGAGAAGAUAGUAACACACAAAAAGGACGAAGUUCGAGAUAAGCAAGCAAAAGCCCGCCAGAUCAAGAAAAAACAACUGAAAGAGGUUUUCCAAUUAGCAAUUAAAGAGGAAAGUCUUCCCUUUGUUGGGGAAAACUCCAACAUUGAUCUCAAUUUGGUGUCGAAAGAUGACUUACUUCAGCCUCUGAAAAUGGAGGAAAUGGAUGAUAUCUUUCCCCAGCUUUCUGACUCUGUUGUUCAGGAAGAAAACACAACAACGCAGAACGUGUGUACCGCAUCGCUGCAUAGAAAAGUCGAAAGCGGAGAACACGUUUCAGAACCUCUUGGAUCGCCAGCAACGAGGCACGAUGACAUGCUCGAUCCACCUCCUCUGGGACUCGCAGCGGAUGACAGUGAACUGUUUCAGUUCGGCUACGUACAACCGGAAUUCGAUUGUGAUUUUAGCAUUAAGAACGACUUUAGCUUAAGAACCGAGGCUGUCAAUGUGAUUAGAGAAAGCGAAUCGGGCAUGAGAUCCCCACCAGUUGAUGGUCUGUCAUCGCAUGGGACUGGACUGGUGUAUGAUAUUAAUAGUGAACUACCGAUCUUUCCGACACUGAUCUCAAUAUGUGGUGAAGAGCAGCAGUUUCAGCUCAUUAAUCCAAACUUUAUUCAUUUACCGCAACUUCGAAGGGCAACUUCAGCUAGUGGAACGGAUGUCGUAACUUUAAAAAUCGAAACACCGUAAAUCGUAGUAAAGUGAGUGUUUACAUUUUUUUAUUUUUACGGAAAUGUAAUGAUAAACUGUUGAAAUAGUGAACAUAACAAAGAGAGGGAGAGUGGCUGUCGGUCACUCUCGUAAGCACGGCUAGUGAGAAAUAAUGAUUCAAUAUUGUGGUGAUUUACUUUAGGCUAUAUAAUUAUCAGAUUGUAAAUGCUUCAAUUGAGUACGAAAAGCAUUUGAAGUAUUCGUUCCUCCCUAGCAGAAGAGGAACCUAUGAUUAUAUUCUAUUAUAUUCUGAUUUCUGCGAUGUAGUUUUAGGAAUCUUGAUGAUAUAUAUCGAUGGUGAUAUUUAUCGAAAAACAACGCCGUGAGUACAACUGAGGGCAGGGCAGGUGAAACACAAAGCAUAACUCAGAGCCUACUAAAGACUGUAUUUCAUAAUAAAAAAGUGCAGAUUGCUGGAAA
Molecule: messenger RNA, 2713 nt
Organism: Wyeomyia smithii (pitcher-plant mosquito)
Lineage: Eukaryota; Metazoa; Arthropoda; Insecta; Diptera; Culicidae
Product: zinc finger protein 107-like
Exons: 5
Coding region: 251-2272 (673 amino acids)
Biological process (GO): regulation of transcription by RNA polymerase II
Cellular component (GO): nucleus
Molecular function (GO): RNA polymerase II transcription regulatory region sequence-specific DNA binding; DNA-binding transcription factor activity, RNA polymerase II-specific
Source: RefSeq, a predicted model, not a curated record